GCCGGCCGGCACUCGACGUACCGUGGCGUGCGGAUGCGGGCGUGGGGCAAGUGGGUGUCCGAGAUCAGGGAGCCGCGCAAGAAGUCGCGCAUCUGGCUGGGCACCUUCCCUACGCCGGAGAUGGCGGCGCGCGCACACGACGCCGCCGCGCUCGUCGUGAAGGGCCCGGCCGCAGUCCUCAACUUCCCGGAGCUGGCCGCGUCGCUGCCGCGCCCAGCCUCUGCCGCACCCUACGACGUGCAGGCCGCGGCCGCGCGCGCCGCUGCCAUGGACACGGGUACGGCGCCAAUGCCGGCAGCGUCGACCUCGCCCGCGCGGCAUCCUCCCGGUCAGAUGUUCGGCCAGGCCGUCGACGACGAGCUGGAGGAGAUCAUCGAGCUGCCGUCCAUCGACGAGGAUAUCGCGGCGGAUCAGGUCGUGUUUGGGGCCACGUUCCCUGAUCCCGGCGCCGAGCAGUGGUACGAGCCAGCGUGGCUGGAGCACGUCAGCGGCAUUGGCUCACACGACGAGCUGGCCGUGUCCGGACUCGGGCUCGACCCGUAUCAGUUCUUGGGGCAGCAGGAUGGCAUCGUCGCCUCCGGGUGCGGCGCGCUCUUGUGGAACCUGUAG
Messenger RNA from Lolium rigidum, 609 nucleotides. Its product is annotated as dehydration-responsive element-binding protein 3-like. Gene Ontology annotation, molecular function: DNA-binding transcription factor activity; DNA binding. Bases 34 to 609 code for a protein of 191 amino acids. The transcript has a single exon. Gene Ontology annotation, biological process: regulation of DNA-templated transcription. The record is from RefSeq and is a predicted model, not a curated record. Lineage: Eukaryota; Viridiplantae; Streptophyta; Magnoliopsida; Poales; Poaceae.